AUGUACAAUGGUACUCAAUGGAAUGGAAAAACAGUUAAGCUACAAAUAGCUAAAGAAAGCUUCUUAGAUAGACUAGCCCGAGAGAGGCAGGCCACAACAUCCCAAAUUGUUGAAGAAUGGACCCCCACUGUCCAAUCCCCACCCAUUUCUACAGCCGAUAAGUCAUCCCUAACUUCGGUAGACAACUUGACAAGCAAAUUAGUGAAAACAACAUCUGAACAAAUCAAAACAAAAAAAGAAAAACCACCAAAAAAUGAGAUUUCUGAAAAGAAGAAUUUGUAUCUCAACGAUACAGAAAGACUUUACACAACCAUUAACAAUGAUAUGAAUAAGACAUCAAACAAGGCCCUAACGAAGCAAGAAGCCUCUGACUUGAAACGCCUGCAGAGUUUGCGUGUUCGAGAUGAAGGGCACAGUCAACAAGUUGAUCUUAUUAGAAAAUCACUUCAUGCUGAAACCAUCAAUAAGAAAGUUAUUUUCAAGUCAGACUCUGAAAAUAGUAGCAGCAGCAGCGAUGACGACGACGACGAUAGCAAUGAUGAUGUUAAUGAUGAUAAAGAUGAUAAAAACAAAAAGAAGUUAUCAUUAUUCGAUGAUGGUGAUGAAGAGGAAGAUGAUGUUAAGAAAAGAUUUGAUGAGAAAAGUCAUUUUGAAGGCAAAAAAGGAGAGAAACUAUUCAGACUGCAGAUGAAAAUAAAGGACUCAAGAUUUCGAUUGGAUGAGAAGUUUGCAUCUAAUGACCAAUCGGGUGACAGCACUUAUGACGACGACGAUGACGACGACGACGAUUCAGCCAAUCACAGCAAACCUAAAAAGAUGAAACUAGACAAUGAUGAAGGUGACGGCUGA
Helobdella robusta is the source of this 849-nucleotide messenger RNA. RefSeq lists its product as hypothetical. The transcript has 5 exons. Lineage: Eukaryota; Metazoa; Annelida; Clitellata; Rhynchobdellida; Glossiphoniidae. The record is from RefSeq and is a predicted model, not a curated record. Bases 1 to 849 code for a protein of 282 amino acids.